Dendrobium catenatum is the source of this 2477-nucleotide messenger RNA. Its product is annotated as ABC transporter G family member 20. Gene Ontology annotation, molecular function: ATP hydrolysis activity; ATP binding; ABC-type transporter activity. The record is from RefSeq and is a predicted model, not a curated record. Gene Ontology annotation, cellular component: membrane. The transcript has a single exon. Lineage: Eukaryota; Viridiplantae; Streptophyta; Magnoliopsida; Asparagales; Orchidaceae. Bases 104 to 2311 code for a protein of 735 amino acids.
GGCUAGCAAUUCCACCUUUUCGUACUCCGGCGGCGUUGGCCACCGCCGCUUCGUUUUCCGAACCCAUCACGCCGUUAGACGCUUUUGCUGUAUAAAACCGACAAUGUCUCGCUUCGUCGACGCGCUCCAAUUCUUCGAUCGGAGAUCCUCUCCCAUGGAGGAAGCCGAAGGUUUCGGCCGUGAUGGUAUGCUACUUCACCAAACUGGCGGUGGAGGCCGCCAGUCGCAGACACUUGGCCACCUUUUGAAGCGGGUCGGAGAAGCCGCCAGCGCCGGCGACCACCACGUGCUCGAGCUCGAUGAUAUCAUCGGCCCAAACAACCCCGACCCGGCCCGUACCAUCCCCUUCGUGUUAGCUUUCUCCGACCUCACUUACAGCGUGAAAAGCCCGAAGAAGCUUUCUUUAGGGCCUAGCAGAACGGACCCGGUCUCCGUUGACGUCGCGUCGAGUAACAGAAAAAUCUUGCUUGACUCGAUUUCCGGCGAAGCGAAGGACGGCGAGAUCCUUGCUGUUCUCGGCGCGAGCGGGUCCGGUAAAUCAACACUCAUCGACGCACUGGCGAACCGAAUCGCAAAAGAAAGCUUAAAAGGCUCGAUCACUCUCAACGGCGAGCCGCUGGAAUCCAAACUGUUGAAAACGAUUUCUGCGUAUGUUAUGCAAGACGACCUUCUUUAUCCAAUGCUCACCGUCGAAGAAACUCUCAUGUUCUCCGCCGAGUUCCGCCUGCCUCGCACCCUUUCCAAGUCCAAGAAGCAGAGCCGCGUGCAAGCUCUUAUCGACCAGCUCGGCCUCCGCCGUGCCGCCAAGACCAUUAUAGGCGAUGAAGGCCACCGUGGCGUGUCAGGCGGGGAGCGCCGCCGUGUCAGUAUUGGCAUCGAUAUCAUCCAUGACCCCAUUGUUCUGUUCCUCGAUGAGCCGACUUCGGGUCUCGACUCAACCAGUGCGUUCAUGGUCGUGAAGGUAUUGCAGCGCAUCGCGCAGAGCGGAAGCAUAGUUGUAAUGUCGAUUCACCAACCUUCUUACAGAAUCAUUGGCCUUCUCGACCGGAUGCUCUUCCUCUCUCGAGGGCAAACCGUCUACUUUGGUAGCCCUGCAAAUCUCCCGCUUUACUUGGCGGAAUUCGGCCGGCCGAUACCAGAGAAAGAGAACCGAACUGAGUUCGCCCUCGACCUCAUUCGCGAACUGGAAACCUCUUCCGACGGAACAGGAACAAAGCCGCUCGUCGAAUUCUACCGCUCGUGGCAAAGCUUGAAACUUUCUCCUGUUUCCGCCGCCGCAAAACAGAACAAUAACUCCCAGCUGUCCCUCAAAGACGCCAUCAGUGCCAGCAUUUCACGCGGCAAGCUCGGCUCUGCUUCAGUUUCCCGCUUCGCCAACCCGUUCUGGAUAGAAAUGUUAGUCCUCACUAAGCGCGCGGCUACCAAUUCUCGUCGAACACCGGAGCUCUUCCUCAUGCGACUCGGUGCUGUCCUGGUCACCGGAUUCAUCCUCGCAACCAUCUUCUGGCGGCUUGAUAAUUCGCCAAAAGGCGUUCAAGAGCGUCUCGGCUUCUUCGCAAUCGCUAUGUCUACCAUGUUCUACACUUGCGCUGAUGCACUCCCUGUCUUUCUCCAAGAACGCUAUAUCUUCAUGCGAGAGACUGCCUAUAACGCCUACCGCCGCUCAUCUUACGUUCUCUCAAACGCCAUUGUUGGCUUUCCAUCACUAAUCGUCCUUUCUCUCGCCUUCGCUGCGACAACAUUCUUCGCCGUCGGUCUGGCCGGCGGCGCACAGGGGUUCGUCUUCUUCUGCCUCAUCAUCCUCGCUUCCUUCUGGGCAGGAAGCGGCUUCGUCACCUUUCUUUCCGGCGUUGUUUCCAACGUCAUGCUUGGCUACACUGUCGUCGUUGCCAUUUUAGCUUACUUCUUACUCUUCAGCGGCUUCUUCAUCACACGAGACCGCAUCCCUGACUACUGGAUUUGGUUCCAUUAUCUCUCAUUGGUGAAAUAUCCCUACGAAGCUGUUCUUCAGAAUGAGUUUGAUGAUCCGACGAAAUGCUUUGUGAGGGGAAUUCAGAUGUUCGACAACACGCCGCUCGGAGUGUUGCCGGUGGCGCUAAAGCUGAAUAUUUUACAGGCGAUGAGUGGAUCGCUUGGAGUAAGCAUUACAAGCCAGACUUGCAUUACAACUGGAACUUAUAUUUUGAAGCAACAAGCGGUGACUGAUCUUAGCAAAUGGAGCUGUUUGGUGAUCACUGUUGUUUGGGGAUUCUUCUUCAGAGCCCUCUUCUACUUUAGUUUGCUGCUUGGGAGCAAAAACAAACGUCAGUAGAGCGAUUCGGAUGAAGAUGAAGAUACUGCUACUGAUGCUUUGUUCUUCAAGUUUCUGCAAUUUUUUUUUUUGUUAAAAUAAAAUUUGGUUUUUAAGAGAAUUUUAAUUUUCAUGUAAAGAAAUGUUUUAACUUUUCUUCUAUCUAUUUGUUUCUGUUCUUCAUGAA